AUGGUGAAGGAAGUCAAAGCCAUCGGAAAUCCUUGCGGAAAGGUAGUAUCUACCAGAUACCUAGUAGCAACGCUAGGAUCGAUCGGACUGGGCAUCGUAUACGGCUUGAAAGUGAACCUGCACGUAGCCAUAGUAAACAUGGUGAAAUCGCCCGAAAUCCCAACCGGCAACCUACACACCGGCAACCUAUCCGAGCAAUUCUGCGGCGAGCUGUACCCCCCAUCGAAAACCGCCUCCAAAGAAGAGGGCUCCUUCGAGUGGUCCAGCCGCGUGCAGGGCGUCCUGCUCAGCGCCUACUUCUGGGGCUACAUGGUCUCCCAAAUACCCGGCGGCCGCAUGGCGGAGGUCUUCAGCGCCAAGUGGGUCAUGUUCUUUUCGGUGGCGGUGAACGUCCUGUGCGCCGUUUUGACCCCGGUGAUGGCCCGCUUGCACUACACCGCUCUGAUAGCCAUGCGAAUGUUCCAGGGCGCCGGCGGCGGCGUCAGUUUCCCCGCCAUGCACGUCAUGCUGGCGCAUUGGGCGCCCCCCAACGAGCGGAGCGUCAUGAGCACCAUCACUUACGCGGGCACCGCCUUCGGUACAGUGGUGUUCAUGCUGGUGUCCGGAUUACUAGCCGGUGUCGUGGGCUGGGAGGCGGUGUUUUACGUCGAAGGCAGCAUCAGCGUUUUGUGGCUGUUCAUCUGGGCUGCCUACGUAACCGAUACACCCGAGACCCAACGCUUCAUCUCCGACGACGAACGGAAAUUCAUCACCACGUCUCUGAACCAAGGAGCUACCAAACAAGAGAGGAAGUACGAGGUGCCGUGGAAGUUAGUGAUGACCUCCCCGGCGUUCCUGGCCAUCCUCGUAGCGCACACCUGCUCCAACUGGGGCUGGUACAUGGUGCUCAUCGAGCUGCCGCUCUACAUGAAGAACGUCCUGCGCUUCGAGAUAUCGGAGAACGCCGUGUUGUCGGCGGUGCCGUUCCUCUGCAUGUGGCUGUUCAGCAUGAUCCUGAGCAAGACGCUGGACUCGUUGCAGCAGAAGCGCAUCAUCGACACGACCAUGGCGCGGAAGAUAGCCACCGGUUGCGCCAGCAUCGUGCCGAUGAGCUGCUUCAUCUGCCUGGGGUACGUGCAGUGCCAGAGGGCGCUGGCGGUGUUCCUGAUGACGAUAGCGGUGACGUCGAUCGGCGGGAUGUUCUGCGGGUUUCUCUCGAAUCACAUCGACAUAGCGCCGAAUUUCGCAGGUACUUUGAUCGGGGUGACCAACACGGUGGCUACCGUGCCGGGGAUCGUCGUGCCGGUGUUCGUUGGAGAGAUGACAGCGGUUGAUAAAUCGGUGAGGCCCUGGCGGACGAUCUUCUGGACGACGGUGCUUUUGUACCUGGUGGAGAUCUUCGUGUACAUGAUUUUCGGGUCGGGCGUGGAGCAGGCUUGGAACAAAGUGGAGGAAUCGGUGGGGGAGACGCAACCGCUCAAAUCGCCCAACGAGGAGAAGAGGCAACCGAACGAGGAGGAUGCUAAGAGGGACGUUAGCGAGUAG
Molecule: messenger RNA, 1524 nt
Organism: Phyllotreta striolata
Lineage: Eukaryota; Metazoa; Arthropoda; Insecta; Coleoptera; Chrysomelidae
Source: the annotation of a GenBank genome assembly